Cucumis melo (muskmelon) is the source of this 838-nucleotide messenger RNA. RefSeq names its product translationally-controlled tumor protein homolog. Gene Ontology annotation, molecular function: calcium ion binding. The record is from RefSeq and is a predicted model, not a curated record. The coding region runs from base 105 to 611 and encodes 168 amino acids. Gene Ontology annotation, cellular component: cytoplasm. The transcript has 5 exons. NCBI's taxonomy places the organism in Eukaryota, Viridiplantae, Streptophyta, Magnoliopsida, Cucurbitales, Cucurbitaceae.
GUGCUAUAAAUAGUGAGAAACUUAUAGCGUUUUCUUAACGCAAAAUUUGUUUCGUCUUUGAUUUGUUUCUUCAUAUUUUCAAUUCUGUUUUGCAGCCAACAGCCAUGCUUCUCUACCAAGACCUUCUAACAGGUGAUGAACUUCUUUCCGAUUCUUUUCCAUACAAUGAAAUUGAGAAUGGGAUGCUAUGGGAAGCGGAAGGAAAGUGGGUUGUACAAGGGGCAAUCGACGUAGACAUCGGGGCGAACCCGUCUGCCGAAGGUGCCGAUGAGGACGAAGGUGUAGAUGAUCAAGCUGUCAAGGUUGUUGACAUUGUUGACACAUUUAGACUUCAGGAACAACCUCCGUUUGACAAGAAGCAAUUCAUCACAUACAUGAAAAGAUACAUCAAAUUGCUAACUCCUAAACUAGACGAAGAAAAACAAGAGUUGUUCAAGAAAUAUAUCCCAGAGGCAGCCAAGUUUCUCAUUUCAAAGAUCAAUGACCUCCAAUUCUUUGUGGGCGAAGGCAUGCAUGAUGAUGGGACAAUGGUUUUUGCAUACUAUAAAGAAGGGGCAACCGAUCCAACCUUUAUCUAUAUUGCUUAUGGGUUGAAGGAAGUCAAGUGCUGAAGGAAUCCCAUCGAAUUUCAACAUAUCAUACUUUUCUUUUUACUUUUUACUUUUUUACCCUUUCUUCUUUUCUUUUUCUUUUUUUCUUUUUACUUUUUCUUUUACUUUUUUAGUUCAUUGUCAAAGUUUUUUUUUUUUUUUCCUUUUUUCAGAAGACUUGAGAAUUUAUAUUAAGCUUAUGCUCUAAUGGAGUAAUAUAAUGUGACAAUGAGGCUUUUUCUCUUUUA